CCUAGAAGGGAGCACUUGAUUACAGCUCCCCAAAUCCAGCAUCCAUAUCUUACAUGAGAGAGGCUCUUAGUACCAUUCUUUAAUGUUGUGUCUAACAACACAUAAUUUAUGUCCUUACCAGCAUCUAGUAGUAUCCUGAACCUCUCCCAGCUUGAAUGUUUAGCUUCUUUUAAAACUACUUUUGCUGGUUCUAAGAUUAGUUUAAAUAGUAGGAGACAUCUGAAAUUUAAUUAUGAUCAGAAACCCAAAUUACACAAACUUUGUUUGCUGUGCUGUUUGUAAUAAAAUAAUUCCACCAGCUCCUUUUGGGGAAACAUUCAAAAGGAUCCAUGAAUACAAGCCAUUCAAGACAUGUUUUUAUACUCACAAAGAUAUACUGGAAAUUGGGGGAGAUAUUCUGAAUAAAAAAGAACAAAUUCAAGAGGAUGUGCUCAAAGAAAGUAUUGCAAAAGCAGAAGCUCAAGUGUGGAAUAAGGCCAAUGAACGCCAAAAACAAGCAGUGGACAAAGCCCUUGAAGACGCAAAUGAGAGACACAAAUUUCAAAUUCAGAUUUUGGAAGAAAAACAUCAAAAAGAUUUACAGGCAAUGGCAGAUAAAACCAAGACAGAGGUGUUUCAAAACAUGGGUGAGGAAAUGAAGAGAGAAAACCUGGCUGCAGAACAACGCAUGGUACAUCGAAUCCAGAGGAUUAUGGUGGAGUGCCACAAGGAGAAGAUGGAGGCCGUGCAGAGGGCCCGGGAGGAGGAGCGCCAGAUAGCACAGCUGGCUCUCAAGGACCAGAAAAGCAAGGUCUUGGAGGAACUUGUGAAGGCCGGCUUGGAAGGAUUUAAGGAGCAGAAGCUGAACAUGGAGCAGUUAAUAAAGGCAAAGGAACAAGAAAUGAAUGCGUACUAUGGCUUGGCUCAGAGGCGGCGGCAAGAGGCGGUACAGCAGGUGCUUUACAAAACAGAGAAAACACACCGGGCCACGCUGAGCAAUGUGGUGAAUAAGCUGGCUAAUACCCAGGGGGAGUUGCUGUCCAUAGCGGAACAACUGGGAAUCAUGACAAGCUGGAAGGACUUUCUGGAGGAGGAGUUACAGGAAACCAGAGCAGCAUUUCAAAAAUACAUCAAUUAUACUUUCCCUAAGCUUUCACCAGGGCAUGCCGACUUUAUUCUGCCAGAAAGAAAGAAAAUGCCUUCCUAUCUGGUUACACAGCAUGAAACAAUUCCAAAGUAGAAGUCUUCACCUGAAAUGUCUCUGCAAAAGAGCCAACAUUCACUGAAUAAAUUUAUCCAACAUCACGUGUUGGUCUCGAGUACUGUGCAUGUCACUACACACAGCAUUGUCACGGAAAACCAAAAUGCGCAGGAGCACUUUGCAGCUUACAGUGAGAAGCAUCAAACUGAUUAGGAGGGAAAAUGACUCUUGGAGAAAGUACAGACAUCUGGCCUUAUCUGGCUUUAUUAAUUUCUACAUCAAAUAUAAUUAGUGUCUGUUACAUUGGAAAUAAGUAA
This is a messenger RNA of Octodon degus (degu), 1497 nucleotides long. RefSeq names its product chromosome unknown C6orf163 homolog (gene CUNH6orf163). Bases 233 to 1219 code for a protein of 328 amino acids. The transcript has 5 exons. NCBI's taxonomy places the organism in Eukaryota, Metazoa, Chordata, Mammalia, Rodentia, Octodontidae. The record is from RefSeq and is a predicted model, not a curated record.